Molecule: messenger RNA, 459 nt
Organism: Pollicipes pollicipes
Lineage: Eukaryota; Metazoa; Arthropoda; Thecostraca; Pollicipedomorpha; Pollicipedidae
Product: transcription factor HES-1
Exons: 3
Coding region: 103-459 (118 amino acids)
Molecular function (GO): protein dimerization activity
Source: RefSeq, a predicted model, not a curated record
CCGAGGGGUGGUGCGGGAAGCGGGGAAGACCGGUACCAGACGCCGUUGUCGGGCGCGAUUGUUUGGCAAGUUGAGGCUGGGUUUUGCACGACCGCCAGCAAGAUGCCGAGCGAUGACAAAUCUGCAGACCAUAGGCGGAUCAACAAGCCGAUCAUGGAGAAGCGUCGACGCGCGCGCAUCAACGACAGUUUGACGCAGCUGAAGAGCCUGGUGCUGGAGGGGCUGAAGAAGGACCCGGCGCGCCACUCGAAGUUGGAAAAAGCCGACAUCCUGGAGAUGGCCGUCAAGCACCUGCGUUCGCUACAGACAAGGCCGGGCACCACGCAGGCGCUCUACCGGGAGGGCUACGCCGAGUGUGGCCGCGCCGUGGCUGAGUUCCUCAGCCGCGAGCGCGGCCUGGACGGCCAGCAGGCGCUGGGCCCCACAGCUACGGUGCGCCGCUCGAAGGCCGUAUGCUGA